Molecule: messenger RNA, 1425 nt
Organism: Letharia columbiana
Lineage: Eukaryota; Fungi; Ascomycota; Lecanoromycetes; Lecanorales; Parmeliaceae
Exons: 5
Coding region: 1-1425 (474 amino acids)
Biological process (GO): carbohydrate metabolic process; tricarboxylic acid cycle; citrate metabolic process
Cellular component (GO): mitochondrial matrix
Source: RefSeq, a predicted model, not a curated record
AUGGCAACAGCUCUACGUUUCAGCAAUGCUGCCCUGCGCCCAGCAUUGAGCUCCGUCCGAUCUCCAGCUAAAACUGCCGCAUUCAAUGGCUUACGAUGCUACUCUUCAGCUAAAUCACAAACACUCAAAGAGUCAUUUGCCGAGAAGCUCCCAGGCGAGAUUGAAAAGAUCAAGAAGCUGAGAAAAGAAUUCGGCUCCAAGGUCAUUGGCGAGGUGACUUUGGACCAAGUCUACGGUGGAGCGCGCGGUAUCAAAUCCCUGGUCUGGGAAGGCUCUGUCCUCGACUCAGAAGAAGGCAUUCGGUUCCGAGGGAAGACAAUUCCCGAAUGUCAAAAACUGCUGCCCAAAGCUCCUGGCGGAGAAGAACCAUUGCCGGAAGGUCUCUUCUGGCUCCUUCUGACCGGCGAAGUUCCCAGCGAAGAACAAGUCCGAGAUCUCUCAGCAGAAUGGGCCGCCCGCUCUGACGUUCCGAAAUUCAUCGAAGAGCUCAUUGAUCGCUGCCCCAAUGACCUCCAUCCAAUGGCUCAGUUCUCCCUUGCGGUCACAGCUCUCGAACACGAAUCUGCCUUCGCAAAAGCUUACGCCAAAGGCAUGCCCAAGAGCGAAUACUGGAGCCACACAUUCGAAGAUUCAAUGGACUUGAUUGCCAAGCUACCGACCAUCGCCGCCAGAAUCUACCGCAACGUUUACAAAGAUGGCAAAGUGCCUGCUGUACAGAAGGACAAGGACUACGCCUACAACUUUGCCAACCAGCUCGGCUUCAGCGAGAACAAAGACUUCAUCGAAUUACUGCGAUUAUAUCUCACAAUCCACACCGACCAUGAGGGCGGCAAUGUCAGCGCUCACACUACGCACUUGGUCGGCAGCGCUCUCAGCUCUCCCAUGCUCUCACUCUCAGCAGGUCUCAACGGCCUAGCUGGCCCGCUGCACGGAUUAGCCAAUCAAGAGGUCCUCAACUGGCUGCAAAAGAUGAAGAAGCAAAUUGGUAGCGAUCUCAGCGACAAGGCCAUUACGGACUAUCUCUGGUCCACUCUGAAAUCUGGACAAGUCGUUCCCGGCUAUGGCCACGCCGUCCUACGCAAGACCGACCCCCGCUACGUCUCUCAGCGCGAGUUUGCUCUACGUCACUUGCCUGAUGACCCAAUGUUCAAGCUGGUCAGCCAGGUAUAUAAGAUCGCCCCAGGAGUUUUGACAGAGCAUGGGAAGACGAAGAAUCCGUUCCCUAAUGUUGAUGCUCACUCGGGUGUUCUCCUUCAAUACUACGGCUUGACCGAAGCUAGCUUCUACACAGUCCUCUUCGGUGUUUCACGUGCGAUUGGUGUCCUACCACAACUGAUCAUUGACCGUGCGGUUGGUGCGCCCAUUGAGCGACCUAAGUCUUUUAGCACGGAGGCUUGGGCGAAGCUUGUUGGAGCAACGUUAUAG